CUUUCCUGACUUAAACAGCCAAAGCAGUUUGCGCCCAGUGGAGAGCGAUCCGCAGUUGUGUGGCAGUUGUUGCCAGUGAGGCAAGCUAGAAUGUAGAGAACCUGUAGCCUAUUUGUACUUGCAAUAUGAAGAAUGGAAGAAGACGAUGUUACCAUCAGAGAGCAGAAUUUUCACAGUCAAGUUCGAGAGUAUAUCAUUUGCUUCCUCCUGUUUGCCGUCCUCUACGUCGUCUCCUACUGCAUUAUAACCAGAUACAAAAGGAAAAGUGACGAUCACGAGGAUGAAGAUGCUGUCGUCAACAGGAUAUCAUUAUAUUUGUGCACAUUCACGCUGGCUGUGUCCGGCGGUGCCGUCUUCCUCCUGCCUUUCUCAAUUAUUAGCAGCGAGAUCCUUCUCUCCUUCCCCAGAAACUACUACAUUCAGUGGCUCAAUGGUUCCCUCAUUCAUGGUCUGUGGAACCUGGUGUCGCUGUUCUCCAACCUUUGCCUCUUUGUCCUGAUGCCAUUUGCCUAUUUCUUUCUGGAGUCUGAGGGAUUUGCUGGAUCGAAAAAGGGCAUAAAGGCUCGCAUUCUGGAGACGUUUGUGAUGCUCUUCCUGCUGGCUUUGCUCAUUCUUGGCAUUGUGUGGGUGGCAUCAGCCCUGAUUGACAAUGAUGCAGCAAGUAUGGAAUCACUCUAUGAUCUUUGGGAAUUCUACCUGCCAUACCUCUAUUCCUGUAUAUCCCUGAUGGGAGGACUGCUUUUGCUAAUGUGCACUCCUGUGGGGAUGUCCAGGAUGUUUACUGUCGUGGGCCAGUUAUUAGUGAAACCGACGAUCCUGGAGGACCUGGAUGAGCAGAUUUACUGCAUCCAUUUGCAGGAGGAAGCCCUUCAGAGGAGAUUAAACGGAUCAUCUUCACACACCUACAUCCGAGGGAGCUUUACUUUUCAACUCACCAAAGAACUGGACAAUAUUAGAAAUCAGAAGAAUAAACUGGAGAGAAGAAAGAAAGCAUCAGGAUGGGAGAAGAACUUGUUGUAUCCCAUAGUGAUGCUGAUCCUGCUCGCAGGAACGACAAUCUCUGUUAUUAUGGUGGCGCUGAACAUCCUCUACCUUCUAGUGGAUGAGACGGCCAUGCCCAAGGGAUCCACGGAGCGAGGCAUUGGGAACACGUCUUUGUCCACAUUUGGCGUGAUUCAGGCGGUGGUGGAGAUCAUCCUCAUGUUCUACUUGAUGGUGUCUUCCGUCGUUGGAUUCUACAGCCUGCGUGUCUUUGAGGGAUUCACUCCCAGGAAGGAUGACACAACCAUGACAACGAUCAUCGGCUGCUGUGUGUCCAUCUUGGUCCUCAGCUCAGCUCUACCAGUGAUGUCCAGAACUCUUGGUAUCACCAGGUUUGAUCUCUUGGGGGACUUUGGGAGAUUUAAUUGGCUGGGAAACUUCUACAUCGUCCUCUCAUACAACUUGCUCUUUGCUGUUGUGACAACUCUUUGUCUUGUGAGAAAAUUCACCUCUGCAGUGCGAGAAGAACUCCUGAAGGCCCUAGGUCUGGAUAAAUUGCAACUGUCAAACAGCCCCGCAGACCCCGAAUCUGGGAAGCUCUCGGCCAAUGGGCAUCAGAAAACUCUGUGAAAGGGACGAUGGAUCAGCACACACACAUACGCACGCACACGCACACACACACACAUGCUAGCAGAGCCACAGGAAGAUUUCAACAGUACUGUCUGAGUGCUGAAAGGUGAAAAGGAUAGGAAGGAACUUAAUAAACCCAGGCACUGUCUGACUGUUGCUGCAAAUGGAGGCUGAGAGCAAUUUAGCUUCGUGACAUUCCAUCCUCUGCGUCUUUGAUGGAAGCUGGGACAGAGCCAGGGCGGAGACAGAGGAGUGAAAAAGACUGGCAUCAAUGGACUGACCUUGAUGCUAACCUCAACUGUGACUUUAAACUACCCAUCUCUUGCUUCUGGGGCAUUCUUGCACCCGUCGUCGUCACCUUACUUCCUUUUGCAACUCCUACCUUUGCACUAGAUAAAAGCAGUUUCUGCUUGGUUCCGUUUCUGUAUGAAAGUCUUAAAUCAGUUGCUGAAGUAGAACCCAACCAUUCAAUUACAAAGGUAUUUAAAUUCAUGUUUUUCUAUUUAAUGUUGGUGAGAAACUCAGAAUAAUUUUUUUUUAAUUAUUUUUUUUGUUGGUUGCUUUUUUUCUUAGUGAUGCAAGCAUGACAGGAUCUCAAUUUGUCGUUUUCUUCUUUGAACUCAAAAUAAGAAGAAAAACUGACAAAAAAUGCUUUUUGAAACAUGGUAACUUGUGUUUUAUUCCCACUGAACAGACCCAGAGCAGAAUGCUUAACCGCAUUGUGGGUUGCAUUUUAUGCAUUGUACCUGUCAGGUCUGAACGUUGUAUCUUGUAAUUUUGUUGUCGUAUGUGUUUUUAUCUGGCUUUAUGCAAGUGGGCAAGCUUUAACUUUUUGAUGAUGUCAGUCUGUAUGAAGGAAGACACUGUUUUUUUGGUUUUUUUAAGGUGCUCCUGAUUUGAUUUAAGCCAAUCAGAAAUUGGCUGUUUUUAACCAAGCCAAAUCUCACUGAUUGGAAAACUUUAGUUAAUCUGAAGGGAAUCUGUAGUUUUGUCUUACUUUUAAUUUUUGCACAUCUUGCAUAUUUUUGCUCUUUCAAAAAGAAAAAAAACAGGCACACACAAGAAACUGUUUUGUAAAUGUUGUACUUACAUGUAUAUAAUAAUUUGUUUCAGAUUUUAUUCCAAUGUUUGGAUGUAAAUAAUCAUUUUUCACUGAGCCCACUGAAGGUUUUACAGAAAGCAUCUUUGAUAUUAUUUUAAUCAUAUGUGUUCUGAGAUUCAGACAUGGUAGGCUUGGAAUAUUGCAGCACAGAUGUAUCUGUUUGCAUCGACCUCACCCUUGGCAGAGCCAAGGAUAGUAGAUAUUCAAUAAACACAGAUGGAUUUGCAUUUGGCUCCCUUAGAAGAUUGUGGAAGUGAACAAUUUGAUUUACCAGUAAUUUAGAGGGCCUGUCUACAAUUUGUUUGUAGUGAAAUAUAAUUUAAAGACAAUAAAGAAGUGCAAGUGAAAGAAGGUUUUGCUACAGGAUCAACAUCGACUUCAUCUGUAAAUCACACACAAUUUGUUCUAUGAAUUCACGGAGCACCACAAGCCAGCCAGUUUCGUAGCCAAGAGAAAGACUUGGUAACUCAGGCGUCUCUCUACGUUUUGUUGCAUUGCUGCGUAAUCUUCUAAACUGUGAUUUUCUUUGUCUUCACAAUCACCUCGAAUGCCUUAUGACAAAACAUCUUGUAGGCGUAAUGUAAUGGUAAUUGGUCUCUUUGCACAGCCACACUGUGAUCCUAUCUGCCACUCAGUUUCUGCUUCAAAGCCAGCUAUAUGUUACUUUUUUUUUCACCAUUUAGUGUUUAGGAAGGAGCUUCAUUUUUGAGCACUUUCUUGCAUUAGUUGGAAUGAUUCUGCUUGGAUGUAGAGCAGCAUUGUUUUUCUUUGUCAUGACAAAUAGAAAUCUGAAGUCAUAUAUGCAUUCAAGACUUGAACGAAAGAAAAUGUGCUUUUUUUUUUUUUUAAUACACUGGCAAUGUCAUGCAGUACACAAAAAUAUAACAAAGGGCAUCCAGUAAUAUUUCCCAAUAAUGCAAAACAAAUAACUUUCUGUUCAGCCAGAUAUAUUUUGUUUUUGUUUGUAUCUUAUUGGUCUUUGGAUGAUGUGAAGAUGUGCAUUCUGAUUUUUUAAUAUUAAUUUACAAUACUGUGAUAUUGUAAAUUAAUUAAGAUUUAAACAGUUUUCUUUGUAAGACAGUCAGAUGAAUGAGUCAAAGUAAAGAUUUUCUCCUUUCAAAUGCGCAAGCUGUAAGUUAGUGAAAUAUUGAAAUAAAAUAACAGUUCCAUUGGCUUAAGAAAAGUGGACUUUUUGGUAAUUCUUAGGAAAAAUAUAACUUCACAUAUAAAUAUUGGACCACUUUUCAUUUGAAAUGAUUUUUCUGGUUUUCCAGUCCAUACUGUCUGUGUUUGAAUGAAGGUGUCAAGUCGUCGUGUGCUGCAGGUGUAACUUUUAUUUCGAUCCAUCUGUCUGUUAAUCUCUGCAUGUAAAUUUUGGUACAUGUUUUUGUGAAUGUAUUUUUUACAAUUUCUCAGUUUAAUAAAUGGUAUUUUUGUGGUUUGUGUGUUUGCAAAUAAAAGUAAAAUGUUUACCUGC
Messenger RNA from Gambusia affinis (western mosquitofish), 4190 nucleotides. It is a transcript of the gene lmbr1, whose product is annotated as limb development membrane protein 1. The transcript is spliced from 17 exons. NCBI's taxonomy places the organism in Eukaryota, Metazoa, Chordata, Actinopteri, Cyprinodontiformes, Poeciliidae. Bases 133 to 1611 code for a protein of 492 amino acids. Gene Ontology annotation, biological process: signal transduction. The record is from RefSeq and is a predicted model, not a curated record. Gene Ontology annotation, molecular function: transmembrane signaling receptor activity.